Molecule: messenger RNA, 2316 nt
Organism: Trichosporon asahii var. asahii CBS 2479
Lineage: Eukaryota; Fungi; Basidiomycota; Tremellomycetes; Trichosporonales; Trichosporonaceae
Exons: 4
Coding region: 1-2316 (771 amino acids)
Source: RefSeq, a predicted model, not a curated record
AUGGUCGCCGAUCACACCAACGAGCCCCGCAGCUCAAUGUCGUUGUCGGAGAGUAAUGCUUCCUCAUUGUUCACUCGUCGAGGGAACGCGGGAAGCAAUGCAGCGGCGUCCAACACCAGGCGUCACAGCACCUAUUCAUUGCACCGGUUCCCUUCCCUUACUUCAGUGACCGAGCUAUUUCAAGGAAGACCCCGAGCUCGGUUGGGACCAACUCAUAUGCGUCGCAAGAUCACCCAUCUCUUCAACCCCAACCAGCAUCGACGGUCUUCCUCCGACACUGCUUUCCUCUCAGCCGACAUUGCAUCUGCUCGCCAGGGCAUCGCUGCGCCUGUGGUACCCCCGCCUCUGCCACUGGAUGGCUCGUCCUUCGUGGACGACUGGUCAGACAUCGCCCGCGAUAUCGAGUGCGCGGUCACCUCCCGCCGGCAUCCCACCUCUUCAGUUUCGAUUGGUACUCGACCUUACUCCUGCCCUGCUCCGAUUUCCUCAGCUGCCCCUAUUAUAUUCGAGGAGCCACCUUCUUUGGCCAUGCCUCCCUCUCAUCGCAGACAUCGCAGUUCUGCAGGGCGCCGAAGCAAGCAGACGAUCACCAAGGAACUUGUCCUCUCCAGCGCCAAACCCUCCACCGAAAGCAUCAGCCGUGCGCUCUCUGCGAUCGUCGAGAUUUCCUUCGAAACUGAUGUUGUUGAUAUCGUAGGCUGCCCGAGCAUGUCAGUAACCUACAGUCUCCCAGGAUCCGUCUUCUUGACCUUCCCGGCCUUGCCAGACGUCGACCGUGAGUAUGUGCGACUGCUCCACGAUGUAAGCGUAGUCCUAGAGGGGAAGGCUGAGUAUUGGGAUGAUUAUGGUCGAUUCAGCCCCUUUCGCCUAUUCACGACCACGCUGCCCCUCAUCCCUGCCGAUAGCCCGAUAACUAUCCCCUCCGCAGAUGCUGCUUCUGCCGACAGCCCUUUCGUUACAGUACGACUUGACUUUGACCUUCGCCUGCCUGGUUGGCUGCCUCCGUCCAUUCAGGUGUCGGGACGAGGUUCAUGCGCAGGGGUCGGGUACGGCGUCGUUGCCACGGCGGUCACCAGCUGGUGUGAUGGUCACCGGGCCGUCCCGACGCAUACACUAGCUGGCCUUCUUCAGAAGUCGUCGUGCUCACGGUACACCGAGUUCACGAUCCGCAGGCACCAGAUGCCGACGGCGAUCAUCCCCAACGCUUCUGUUGAGCAGCGCAGUUUCAUUCACACCGAGCAACAGACGUUCUCGUACGAUAUUCACAUGGGUACAGCGUUUCUUCCUGUCGAAGCCACCUUCACUGUCCCCGACGUUGUCGAUGUCUGGGGGGAUGAGCGGGCCCUUAACGUCGGAAUCCGAAUCCGCAUCCAACCCCAAGCGUACCAUGCCUAUCGCCUCAGUCAAGCGAUUUUGCACGGUGGCAUGAACGAUCCCGACCCAACAGUAGCGUAUAUCACAGAGUUGGGAAUGAUUGUGGAAGAGAGGCAGAGAUUUUCCUCUGCGCCAUUCUCUCAGUACACGGAUUAUUUCCCAGUCCCUCUUGAGCAGCCUGCCUACUCAAGCCAGUUCAGUCUGCUUGGUCCACGGUUUGCUCCCCAAGAAGAGACCGUGUUCUGUCCCAGUCCCAGCGUUCGUUGUCGCAGGGAUGUGCUCCGACCGUGCUUGCUCUCGGAGGAAGGUUGCCAACGGCAUUUUGUCUUCAGCGAUGGUGGGAUUGGGCUGAGCGACACCUGGCGUCGCAUCAACGUUGUUCUGGUGUUGCCGUCUCGUGACGGCCCCGGCCACUUUCGACCCCGGCCUGGUACUUUCACGCCGUUCGUCCACAUCUCGCAUGUGCUCAAGACCUUCUGCACACUGCGCACUCCAGGAGUCAAUCCCGAGACUCGACCCAUCACCUUCACGACGGCGGUCAAGUUUGCCUCGCACCCCGAGACAAUGCCGACCUCUGGACUCACCAACCCUCCGCCGUUCCUGCGGUUGUACGACGAGAGCGGCGAGCCCCGUGUACCCGACCCACUUCCUGUGUACGCAAAGAAGGACCCCAUGAGUCUAGCGGUGAAAGCGAUGCUCCUGCCGUCUGACAUUAUCAUGUCGCGCGAGUCCAGCGAGUCGAGCUCCGCCGAAACGGCCAUUUCCGAGCCGCCCAGUCCCGCGCUCAGUGAUAGCGCGAAUGUCGUCUUGCCCGAGAGUAUGCCGCUGCCCGAAACUGCCGCGGUAGCGCUGGCGAAUGAGUCCCCGAAGUCAACGCUGGGCCGUGCGAGUGGCUCCCGCCCAUGCCACCUCGCGCCUCACACGGUGAACGAACAGGUGUGA